Molecule: messenger RNA, 392 nt
Organism: Racocetra persica
Lineage: Eukaryota; Fungi; Glomeromycota; Glomeromycetes; Diversisporales; Gigasporaceae
Source: the annotation of a GenBank genome assembly
GUAUGGAAAAUUACCAUGGAAACGUUUGUUUGAACCAUCGAUAAAACUGAGUAGAGAUGGAUUUCCUGUUGGUCCAGAGCUUGGAAUGAAAUUAAGGACAUAUAAAGAUCUUUUAGAAAAUGACACUGCUUUAUCAGCAAUUUACGCCCCCUCGGGUAAAAUCUUGAAGGAGGGUGAAAUAGUAUAUCGUCGUAACUUUUCAAGAACUUUAGAACUUAUCUCUAGAAAUCAUACUGAAUUUUAUGAGGCUUCAAAAGCAUUGAUCAAUGAAAUAAAUAGACGAGGUGGUAGAAUGUCAUAUGAAGAUUUUAAAACUUAUAAAUCUAUUAUACGUGAACCCGCAAUUGGCUAUCAUAAUGGAAGAAAGAUCUUUACAACACCAGAACCAACAA